Molecule: messenger RNA, 1179 nt
Organism: Mycena citricolor
Lineage: Eukaryota; Fungi; Basidiomycota; Agaricomycetes; Agaricales; Mycenaceae
Source: the annotation of a GenBank genome assembly
GCUCAUCUUGACUUGAAACCACUAUGUCUGAUCCCUUGCCCACUGACACGCUCUCAUCCACUUGCACCCAACGCAGCCCCAUGGUCCGCGACAUCCACCACGCUAUAGCUCAAGCUCAGUAUCGCGACAAAAACCUUGACGCAACCCGGGCUUCAGCGCGCGAGAGGAUGCGCAGGCAUGUUCCUCCAUUUACUACAACUACAGCUACCCUAACGUACAAUAGGAGACGCGAGGCUCUUCGUCAGGAUCCUGUUGCGCAUGAGGAGGCACUGGCGCGCAGGAGAUCAAGGGAUGGGGUGGUUCGUGAGAGGGCUCGGCAAAGGAAGUUUUGCGAGACGUACGGCCAAGAGGCAUAUUACACCUAUUAUGAGCAGGCCCCCGAACUCACAGGACGCAACACCUUUCCGGAUCCUCAUCUCAUAUGCGAAGGUGACAAGGGACCAGUUCGAUAUACCCCACAAGCGACAGGCGCUUCACGCGUCGGACGACCACCAAAACCGCGCAUCAUUGGCAUGACGUGGCGAGGAACGGAUGGCGCGAUUGUCAAUGGGAAGAGCAAGUGCACCCGCCCGUACAAGUAGCAGUGCUUGGAAAGGAAUGGAAGUGUCGGUGCGAGGACGAGUGCAGGAGAUGACGCCAGUUUUGUUGUUCGACUCACGGCUGGGGUCAUAGCAUUGUAUUCCAGACAUAUUAAGUAUUCACACCAGAUGUACCUCAUUUAUAUCCCCGCCCCGAUGCCUUGCCGCCCUUAUUUCGCGCGCGUAAUGAUCAAGCCCUCGAUCCCGCCCAGCCAAGUUGUAGAGUAUCGAGUCGGGUAGCAUGGGAGCUUCCCACGAGGCCAUUAUCAUGCGCGGUAGGGAAAUCCAGAGGUGGAGAAGGGAGCGACGUCGACGACGUUGAUGACAGCGACGAGACAUUGGCGACAGCGACGAGACAUUGACGACAGCGACGAGUGACAGGCGGCGCCGGGAUGUUACGUGAGUGAUCGGAAAGGCAGAGGUAUGGUGCUGUGCAGGUCAUGUGGGAUUGAUGCGGCGGACACUCAGAGUCAAAAGUCGGAGUCGGUUUUGCGGGAGGUAGGGAGAGGUAUUAACGGAGGGUAUGAGAAAUGGCGCAGAAGAAGACCAAUGGGUUGGCAUGUAAGCAUCUGAUCUCGCCAACCCAUCGGUUGCUAUAUUG